This is a messenger RNA of Acanthocheilonema viteae, 6586 nucleotides long. The record is from the annotation of a GenBank genome assembly. Lineage: Eukaryota; Metazoa; Nematoda; Chromadorea; Rhabditida; Onchocercidae.
AUGAGAAAGUUAUGCCGGCUAAGGAUAUUGAUAUCGCCGCUGGUACUAGCGCAGCUAUUAUUGUUAUUAAAUUCUAUUGCUACUAUUAAAGCAUGGAAUGAACGGAAUUAUAAUCGGUCAGUACAAAUUACCAUUUAUCCAACCGAGGAAAAUAUCUAUGAAGGACGUGAUGCUACAUUUAACUGCCGUGCACGUGCUUCUGACGGAGUUACGUACCCGGAAGUACGAUGGACUCGUUACGAUGCACCAAUGCCUUCUUCAGCGUACGAAAUAGACGGACGAUUAAAAUUUUCAUCAGCGACAUCGUCUGAUAGUGGACGAUAUGUUUGUUCAGCAACUUUUGGCGGACGAAAUUAUGAUGCGUCUGCCCAACUGAAUGUGCAACCUUAUGGACCUCAAGAGUUCCAAAGUAUUCUACCGCAAACCGGCGUGUGCCGUGUUGAUGAACGAGCUUGCGGUAACAACGAAUGUGUAAAAAGUGAUUAUAUUUGUGACGGUGAACCGGACUGCCGAGAUCGUAGUGAUGAACAGAAUUGUCCGUCAUUACGUUCAUGUGAACCGAAUGAAUAUAAAUGCAAUAAUGGUCGAUGUGUGCAAAAAAUGUGGCUGUGUGAUGGUGACGAUGAUUGCGGUGAUAAUUCAGAUGAACAAGCCUGUAGCCAUCGAGCUCCGUCUGACGGUUGCGCUACGAGUGAAUUCAAAUGUCGCGACGGUCGACAGUGCGUUCCGCUUAGUUUCCAUUGUGAUGGUACCAAUGAUUGUCAGGAUGGAUCUGAUGAGAUUGGAUGCGUACAACCAACAAUUGUACAACCACCGGAAACGAAUAAACAGGUGAAUGCCGGUGGUACUUUCCAGUUGACAUGCAAAGCGGUAGCUGUACCUGAACCAUACAUCAACUGGCGUCUCAACUGGGGUCCCGUUUGUAAUCCACCAAGGUGUACACAGCACUCUGAGGGUGGCCUCGGUACACUUACUGUGAGUAAUGCGCAGCCACUUGAUCAAGGUGCCUACACAUGCGAAGCAAUUAAUGUUAAGGGUCGAGUAUUAGCCACACCGGAUUGUAUCGUUCGCAUCGUUAAUAUUCCGGCUCCUGAAACACAAAAAAAAGCACAGUGCGAUUUAGUCGGUUCUGUAAGUCCAAUUCCGGAUUAUACAGGCCAAUGUCAGUGUAAGCCAUUGGUCGAGGGCUUAAAAUGUGAUUCAUGUAGCCGUGGUGCAUAUCAUUUGCAUGAGAAAGCUCAACAGGGUUGCUUAAAAUGUUUCUGCUUUGGUGUUACCGAUCAGUGUAAAUCAUCAUCAUGGUAUAGGACAAAAGAUAAGCUUAUUUUGAAUGGCGAUUCACGAGGUGUUCAAAUAUCGGAUAUCAAUGGACAAGUAUAUAGUUCACAGUUUGAUUACAGUAAACCUGGAAUGGUAACAUAUAGUGAACCAUCCUAUCAAACACUGUAUUGGAAGUUACCAACACGUUUUCUUGGAAAUAAGCUAACAGCUUAUGGUGGUGAGCUUGCAUUUGAUUUACAGUAUUCAUGUACUGGAUCAGUGAAUAAUGAACCGUUGAUUGUCCUGAAAGGUAACGGUAUAACAUUGGCGCAUCGUCCAAUCGACACGCAUAUUUUUGGUUCCGAUAAAACAAUCCGAUAUGCUGUCAGUACAUAUGAAGCAAAUUUUGAAGAAUUAAAUGGAAGGCCGGUAACACGAGAAAAUCUGAUGAUGGUACUGGCCAAUGUGGAUAUGAUGUUAAUCCGUGCUACACAUUGUUAUGGACAACAAUACACAAGGCUUGGAGAUAUUACUUGGGAAAUAGCAGUUAAUCGUGAUACCCAAGAGAGAUUUGCUUUGGAAGUAGAACAUUGUUCUUGUCCACCAGGAUAUACUGGAUUAUCCUGCGAAGACUGUGCACCAGGAUAUGAACGUUCACCGCAAGGUCCAUACCUUGGUACUUGUGUACCUGUUGAACAUCGUGCCCAAUGCUCACCAGCUGGUGCACGUAGUACACAUCCUGGUUAUGAUGGUAAAUGUCAAUGUAAGAUGUAUGCUGUAGGUGCCUUGUGUGACCGUUGUCCACCCAAUACUUUCCACUUAGCAUCACGAAAUCCACAAGGUUGUAUUCCAUGCUUCUGCUCAGGAGUAACCCAACAAUGCACAUCUGCUAAUAACUACUACAGAACUCGGGUAGUUAUCGAUUACAGAAAAGGUGUUACCGAUCAACUGGGAAUUACUACCAGCGAUGCACAUAGUCCAUUUACACCUCAAUCACAAGCGCAAUUAACAGGACGUGAUAUAACAUUUGCAUCAUUUUAUGAAAUACCCGGACAAACACUCUAUUGGAAAAUGCCAGAGCAGUUCCUCGGUAAUAAAAUUACCAGCUAUGGUGGUACAUUAAAAUAUGUCUUUCGUUAUUCUGGUACUGGACCAGUAAAUACUGAUGUAGAUGUGAUCUUACGAGGCAAUGAUAUUGCGUUACAAUACACUAAUCACCAACCAAUUUAUGCGGAUCGUGAAAAUACCGUUGAAGUAAGUCUUUUCGAAGAUCACUGGCAACGAGUGGAUGGUCAAUUAGCCACACGUGAACAUCUAUUAAUGGCAUUAGCUGAUCUUGAUAGUUUGUUGAUCAAAAUGAGUUAUGUGGAUGAAUGCUCAUCCUCAUCAUUAAUUAGUGUCUCAUUAGACUAUGCUGAACCGCAUGCUACAGGUGGUCAAAUUGCUUAUGAAGUUGAACAAUGUCAGUGUCCACCUGGUUACAUUGGUACGUCCUGCGAAGAUUGUGCACCCGGAUAUUCUCGUACAGGUGGUGGAUUAUACUUGGGUCUCUGUGAACGCUGUGAAUGUCAUGGACAUGCUUCACAAUGUGACAAAGAGCAUGGAUUCUGCAUGGAUUGCCAACAUAACACGGAAGGUGAUCAAUGUGAACGUUGUAAACCCGGAUUUACCGGGGAUGCUCGUCGAGGUACCCCCCAUGAUUGUCAACCGGCAGCAACGAGACCUGCGUGUAUGUGUAAUAAUCACUCACCCAGGGGGUGUGAUUCAUUUGGUCGAUGUUUGCUAUGUGAGCAUAAUACGGAAGGAUAUCACUGCGAACAAUGCAAACGUGGAUUUUUUGGUGAUGCUGCACGUGGUACUCCGUUCGACUGCACACCUUGCCCGUGCCCAGGUACAUCGGAUUGCUUCUUAGAUACCGAUGGACAAGUACGGUGCCGUAAUUGUCCAGCUGGUUUAACCGGACGCUUGUGUGAGGAAUGCGCACCAGGCUAUACGCGUUCACGUUCACGAGCACGUGUUGAUGAGGGACGUAUCUGUGAACCAAUUGGACAUGUGGAAGAAACCAAUAUCGUAUUCGUACCAACCCCUGAAGGUGAUCGUAUACGUGAUCGACUUCGCUGGCAGCGUAGUCGCUUGCAGCGAAAUCCAUAUGGUCCACCAUUGCGCGUACAGAUCGAUCCCCCGAAAAAUUUGAAUAUCCCGGUUGGCAGUAGAGCUCGUUGGUACUGUCGAGUUAUUGGGCAACGUCCUGCUGGAAUUCGGUUACAAUGGUCAAAAGUUGGUACUGCUGGAUUGCCAAGUAAUGCAGCUCAAUACGAUGGUGAAUUAGUUAUUGACGGUGUACAAGAAUCUGACGUAGGUCAAUAUCGAUGCACCGGAUCCGGUGAUCAUCAGUUUGCUACCGAUGAUGCCAUGCUAAAUGUCGAACCAAAGCCACGAAUGCCAGUUACUGGAAGACCACCACCAGUGAUGGUUGACCCAUUGGAGCAAACAGUAAAUGUUAAUGAUAUGGUUAGUUACCGUUGUUGGGUGCCUGGAUUACUGUCUUGCGAACUCAAAUGGUACAAGGAAGAUAUCGGCGGACAGUUACCACAUGGUGUAUACCAAAUAGGGGGUACAUUAAAAAUUCCUCACGCGCAGUUGGAACAUGCCGGCAAUUAUAUUUGUACCGCUUCCAAUGAAUAUGGUGUAGGGAAAUCGCCACCCGCUCGUCUAAUUGUUAAGCAACCACCGCAGCGACCUCGAAUUGAUCCGCAAGAGAAUAUAGUUGCGGAAGGGGAACCGGCUCGUUUCCGUUGUUGGGUACCUGGUGAUCCAACUGCAAUUUUAACAUGGAAAAUGAAAGGUAACGGUCCAUUACCGCACGGUACACAGCAACAUGAAGGUAUCUUGAAUAUCCCAAGUGCGCAACGUCAGCAUGCCGGAAGUUACAUCUGUACCGCAAGUGAUCCAGCAGGCUACAAACCACCAACGGAUAGUCCUGUAGCUAGGCUGGUCGUUAGACCAGUUUACGGACCUUCAACUCAUCAUCUGUCGGUGCAACCGUCGGAAGUUUUGCAAAAACCGCAGGUUGAUCCUAAACAUCAAAUAGUAUACGAAGGUGAUCCGGCAAUGUUCCGAUGCCGGAUACCAUCUAAUCCAAAUGCACGCUUGAAGUGGUCUAGAGCAGAUGGUACAUCGUUACCAAGGAGUGCAUUCGAUGAUGGUACUGGUACAUUGUACUAUCUGAGGGCUCACAUAUCAGAUGCUGAUUUCUACGUUUGCUUAGCUAUCAGUCCUAUUCAUGGUCCAUCACUGGAAUCAGAUCCGGUUGAAUUAAAAGUAAAACCACACGAACGAAGAAAGAAAAUUAUGAAAUCUGAAUUACCGCGGGGAGCACCAACAGUGGAUCCGAUGGAACAAACUGUGGAAGAAGGUGAUCCCUCACAGAUUCAUUGUUUUGUGCAUGGUGAACCGAAUGUUGCGCUAAAAUGGAGGAAAGAAAGUGGUGAACUACCGAUUGAAGCAACUCAAAAUAACGGAAUUUUAUAUAUUCCGCAAACGGAAAGUGAAGAUGCCGGAAAUUAUAUUUGUACCAUGGAUGAUUUUCGUGGCUCACCGAUCGAUUCCGUCCCAGCACGUAUUAACGUGAGACAGCAAGGGAAAAUACCAUUGGUCCUUCCGACAUCCUUAACUGUCAACAAAGAUGAUUUGGUGCGUUUUCUAUGCUAUGUACCGGAUAAACAUGCGCAAUCGCUUCGUUGGGGAUUCAACGAUCGAGAUGGACCAUUACCGGAGGGAGCAUAUGUGUAUUACGGGGUUCUAACAAUUGAUAAAGCCCGUGUAACUGAUACCGGAGAGUAUAUAUGUACGGAUGAUGAAACAUCACAAAGUGCUGCACCUGCAAGCUUAACAGUGGAAAACGGUGAAGUACAAGAAGUAGAAAAUGCACAUGAUAGUGAUGAAUAUAAUAAUCAUACGGAACAACAGCGAUAUGGAAAUCAUGAUACUGAACACGGGAUAAUGGAUGAGAAUGCAACUAAUGAAUAUGAUGAACAUGAACAUAGCAGUAAUCACGAUAAUAGUAAUCAUGAACAUUAUACUAACCAUCAUAUUAUUGAACACGGUGGUAAGCCACCAAAGCCGGUCGCAACACCAAGCGAUCAGGUUGUCAAAGUUGGUGAAACAGCACGAUUCCAUUGCGAUCCAAAUAGCGAAGCGCCAGCAAAUAUUCGGUGGGGAUAUGAAACUCCCGAUGGUCCAUUACGAGGUGAUGUGGUACCAGAAGGCAACGAUUUGAUUAUCCGUUCGGCAGACAAUUCAGAUGCUGGUGAAUACAUCUGUAUUGCAACCAACCAAUAUGGUUCCGGUGAAGCUGAACCCGUUCGACUUCAUAUUACUGAAAAAGAAGAACCACCAACAGCACGUGUGGUACCGCGUGUUUGGAACGGACAACCCGGUGAUAAGCAUCAGUUGCAGUGCAUUACUACUGGUUCUCCAAAACCAACUAUAAUUUGGACCGGACCAAAUGGUGAAGCAUUACCUGAAGAUGUUACUGAUGUUGGCAAUGGUUUCUUGGAUUUCCAAAAUGCUCGAACUGAUAUGAAUGGUGAUUAUACAUGUACGGCAACUAAUAUUGUUGGUGAGGCUAGUGAUCAUGGAUCCGUGAAUAUUGGACCUUCGCUUACCGUACGUACUAGUCCACCUGGGCCACGAAUAGUUCUAACUGCUGGUGAACCACUGGAGGUUAAAUGUGAAGCGUUCGGUGAACCGGAACCGGAAGUUGAAUGGCUACAUGACCCAGGACCAGAGCGAGGAGAUCUACCAGAUGAUUUCAAACCGGUCACAAUUUCGGAGCAAUUCAUUCGGCAUCCAAAUAUUGGACUUGGUAAUGCCGGUGUAUAUACAUGCAGAGGUAGCAACACUCAAGCUUCAGCUAAGAAGGACAUUUAUAUCGAAGUUGUGGAACCAUCGAAGAUAGCAACAGUUUCGAUUCUUGGUGGUUCAACGCAAUGGUUCGAGCCUGGGAGGUCAGCUGACUUGAUAUGUGCUGCAACGGGUAGCGAGAUUGUUGAUCGUAUCCAGUGGGUCAAAGUUGACGGUGCAUUGCCGGAUAAUAUAAAAGAGACGGAACUUGGAAUUUUGCACAUCUCUAAGUUUAGGCAAUCAGAUAGUGGUGAAUAUGAAUGUCGCGGAUAUCGUCACAAUGAAUUAGUGGGAAGUAAUCGUGUUACAAUACAUGCUACCAAUUUAGCUCCAUUAGAUAUAGCACGAGUAGAAAUUGAUUCUCCAGUUGUUCGUGUUAUUGAUCAGGGUGAAUCUAUUAAGCUUACAUGUACCGUUGAAG